Osmia lignaria (orchard mason bee) is the source of this 6861-nucleotide messenger RNA. RefSeq names its product sterile alpha motif domain containing protein 4 smaug (gene smg). Gene Ontology annotation, cellular component: P-body. Gene Ontology annotation, biological process: regulation of mRNA stability; regulation of DNA-templated transcription; nuclear-transcribed mRNA poly(A) tail shortening. The record is from RefSeq and is a predicted model, not a curated record. NCBI's taxonomy places the organism in Eukaryota, Metazoa, Arthropoda, Insecta, Hymenoptera, Megachilidae. Gene Ontology annotation, molecular function: mRNA binding; protein binding; translation repressor activity.
UGAUUUAAUUUUUAUUAUAUAGGUACUUAUUGUUAGAUCCUAAGAAAGACGAUAGAUAUUCGAGACAAAAUGAACCGCGCCCCGAACUAUCUUACAAUUGGUUGUUACCAUUCAAGCGAGGACCAAUAGUAGAGGCGAAGUUCUGCAACGAGUCGCGACGAUGAACCAGUGUGGUCACGUAAGCCCACCAUACCGCAUGGUGGAUAGAUGUUUCCUUUAACUCGACGUCGUAUAAAAUGUUAUAAUCGUGUAUUGUUGUUAUUUUACAAAGGGGAACAACGAUCCUGUGGAACAACUAUUUUCAGUCGUGCAUACGGAUAUUGGCGCCUGUUUGUUAUUGUCUGAACAUUGUUGGAACACAAUCGAAUCGUAAUACACAAAAUUCAGAAGACACUGGAGCUUUCAAUAUUUGCUCCUCGAUAUUAAAGUAUAGUUGAAAAUGAAGUGGUCACCAGGUGCUUUGUUUUGUGAACAAGUCGGUGAACUCACUCGAGUUUUCUCACAAUGGAACGAAUGUGAACAAACAGUGGUACUAUAUGCGCUACUUCGUCGCAUUCCUGCAGUUCAAGCAAGGUUUCUUGCACAAGCAGUGCAGCACUCGUUGCACUCUGUUUCCGAAUUGGAUACACAAGAAUUAAAUGCCAAUAAUCCAGCAUUUAUUAAUUCUUUACUCUCAGAAUCAACAGAAGUUGCUAUUAAUCAACUUCUAACACAUUUGCCAUUACUGAGGCCUGGGAAUAUAGAGUGCAAACAAUGCUAUUUAGUAGCUAUACCAGAAUUAGUAAGCCACUGUGUGACUACUGGACAAUAUACAGAACAAACUCAACAACUUUUAAGUUAUUGUUUGAUCCAUCCAGCUAUAACUAGUCAAGACAGACGUUCUUUAACUCAAUGGCUACGACAUCUUGAAGAACGUAUUAGUGGUACACCACCGAUACAUAGCCUCGAGGAGUACACAAACACUACUAUUAGGUGGGACAAUGCAUGGCAACGAAAUGCUAAACAACAGCAAAACGAGCAAACAAAUUUGUUUGGUACACAACCAGGUACUGCCUUCAAUUUGCAAUUUCCUCCGCCUGUAACCCGCCAACGGCGAUCAAAUAGUCUAACACCGCCGGUUGCUCCUCCUCAUCAUUUAGAAGUUGUUGAUCGUACUAACAAUGUAAAUUGUACAACGAGACACAAACCUCGAAGUUUUAGCGUCUCUGGAGAUCAUACAAGCAAUCUUAUUGGAUUAGGCCCUUUAAGUCCGCAGAGCUCUUGUGCAAGUAGCGGUAGCGAAGGACGUUUGGACGAAACAUCUAAUCGAUCACUUGCUAGUGGUAUGAGAGAUGUUCCAUCGUGGCUUAAAACUUUACGUCUUCAUAAAUACAGUUAUCUAUUUGUUACCCUCAGUUACGAAGAAAUGCUUCAGUUGACGGAAGAACAAUUAGCAGAGCAGGGUGUAACAAAAGGAGCCAGACACAAAUUGGCCUUAUCCAUUGCUAAGUUGCAACAACGUUAUUCGACGCUUUUAAAUUUAGAAAAAGACUUGUUACAACCAACGCGCGAUAAUACACAGUCAACGUCAUUUUUACAAGGACCAACUGUACUGGUCAAUACAAUCGAUGAAUUAAAAACAAUCUUAGCCACACCUAUGAAACCAAGCCAAGAAAAUGAUCCUCAGGACAUACCUGCACAAUUCACUAAGGUCCUUGGUAAAUUGUGUAGCAGAUUGGCAUUGGAUAGCGUGGAUGACGGUAUUUUGUGCGCUUGUAUUAACAUAUUAGAGAAAGUGUUGCAGCAUGAUUGCUUUACUCCAAAUCAAAAAGAAAAGGUACAACAGUGGCGUAGCAGACUUGGAAAUCCACGACCAACUCCAAAGUGGCAACAUAAUUAUGGAUACAAUAGCAGAAGGUAUUGUAAUCCACAGCAGCACAAUAGGAAGCCAAGUUUAAAUUUAGGACAUAUUCACAAUACACACCCACAAAACAACUCCUUUGUGGUUAGCACCCACAGAAAUAGUAUAUCUACUCCAUAUUUGCAAAAUAAUCAGAACCAAAGUUUAAAUCAGAAUACUUUACGCCCGGUCCAUGUAACCGAAAAACGACCUAGUUUACAAGAAUCUAGUUUACAGCAAUUACAAAGGACGUUACAACGUACGUACAGUGCGCCGAGGGAUCAUUUUCUUAGUCAAAGUGGUAACAAUGCAUCUGAAACAACAGAACCGGAAAUCAACUCUCGUCUCGAAUCUCUUUGUUUAAGAAUGACAGAGCAAGCGAUCGGUGGUUUCGGUGAGGCCUAAUAAUUUUAUUUUCGUUGACUGGAUCUACGCAGUAAGUCCUUUUAAAGAAAAAAGUAAAAAAAAAAAAAGAAAAUUUCUAAAUCGAUACACACACUACGUAUCCGAGCUCCGUUUUUCAAUGCCGAAGGCAAGACUGACUUCCGUAGAUCUUGCGAAUGAAAAGUCCAACAGCUAUGACAGUGCUGACAAUUGCAUGUAUUCACGUGCACACAUUCUCACGCUUUAAUAGCCCUACCAAAUGAAAAAUGUCCGAUAUUUGAGACAUUACCAAGGAAACUAACUUUACGACGUCUGAAACGACUCGUGAAAGAAAAGAAACAAAAAAAAGAAAACAAAAAAAAAAAUAUUUUUUAUUAUAUCCGAUGCAAUUAUACUAUUUAAUGAAACUGACAGAAUUUGGCAAGCCAAAUGCUAUUAGGAAGAUAGAUUCUUUCCUUAACUAUUUGCUGCAUCUAUAUAAAUGUAUUAUAUAAAGAAUAUAUAUGUAUACACAUAUGAUAGAAUUUUAUGGGAAGCGGAUAUAAAAUCAUAUAACGUAUAUUAGGAAAAAAGGGGAUGAAAAAGGUACACCAUUAUUAUCGUGCGAUGUUUGCAAUAUUAUUUUUCGUGUUAUCCAUUUCGGGAAAUGGAAUUCGUCUGAUUUUAAGCGCCAGGACACAUUAUACUAAUGUAAUGUAAUUCAUUUUAAUGAACUGACUGAUUUUACUUCUUUUUAACAUUAUUAUUAUUAUUACUAUUAUUAUUAUUAUUCUACUCUUAUCACCACCGCCGCUGUUGCUAUUAUCAUUACUAUUUUCUGUCUCUACUCUUCAUAUUGUUCCCAUCGAUGAUGGGCUUUGCCAUCAUAAUUAUUCUCAUUAUCUUUAAUGCUAUUCACCAUAUUAUUCUUGUCAUCAUCAUCACCAUCGUCUUCAUUAUAUGUAAUUAUUACCGUGUAAAUUCUAACUACAACUACCGCUGCUAUUCGUUUUCUAGUACGACUAACAACCAUGUAUGCUUUUACGCUCUGUUACUUUUUUUUUUUUUUUUACCCUUGAUCGUUACCGCUGUUUUUAUUGUCACCAUUCUGCUACUAUUGCUAUUUACUAUUACCACUAUACUACUACUAGAAGCUCCAGACUAUUACUACUACGAGCAAUUGUAAUAAUUAUUAAUUAGACUAUUUCCACUGUCGCGGUAUUAUUACUGUAAUUCUUCUUAGAGAAGGAAAGGCAUACUUAAAAGAAAGAUUUGUCACCAGUUCGUGAUGACGCGUUAGAUAAAAAGGAAAGAAAGAAACAGUAACGUAAGAGGUUUUCAAUUCGUAUCUGCUAUGCUCGGAAAUGAAAGCACAUCGUGAUGUGUAUGCUUUGUAGUUUGCGCACAGAUCUCGUGAUUUUUUUAUACUCAUAUGUAAGGGAGUAAUAAGAACGAAGGGAAUGAAGAAAAUGAAAAGAAAAACAUACGGUGAGAUUAUACAAUAAUGGAUUUUAAAGGCCUUAAAGGGUGUAUCGAGCAAAUGCAUAAAAAAAAGAGGGGUAUAAGACUAAUUACUAUAUGUAUACACGUAGCGAACACGUCGAGAUAGAAAGUGGGGGAAAAAACGCGAUAUAUAAAUUGCAUCAUACUUUUAUGAUGCGACAUCGAAAUCUGUGGCUUUAAAUUAUAAGCAUACAUCAUACUACCCUAAACAUACAUACAUACAUACGUAUGCACUUAUUAAGCAUCUUUUAAACAUUGCGAAUAAACGUAGCAUAAUAUUUUUUCGUGCAAGAAAAAAAAAAGUCAUGAAGAAAAUUGUGGUAAAACGAAAGAGGAAGGUUAAAUUUUCGUAAUUAAAUAUAGUACUAGCGAUAAACUAAUAACGUAUCGAUAAAUAACAUACGAAACAAACAGCAACAAAAGAAAAAAAAAUGAAAAAAAAAAACAAUGAUAUAUACAAACGAAAGACUGAACAAUUCACGCGCCGUGAGAGCGUUGAGCGGUGAAUUUUGAACGUUUCGCAUUCGUUUAUGUAUCUUCGAACGAGACAGCUACACGGCCGCGUGAAUGAAAAACAAUUGGAAGACUGCGGAAGGAAGAAACCUGUCAAAAUAUUAAGAAAUUAGCGAAAAGUGAACGAAAGUGAGGGAGAGAGUGAAAGCGAGAGUGAGAGAUGGCAUUCGAGAGUUAAUUACGAGAGUAAUUGCUAGUUGUAUAUCUAGGUUGUAACGAUUUAUUCUAACGAUUAUAAUAAUCUUACUGGGACGAUAAAUUUACGUAAUGGCGUGCGGUGAUUUUUUUUUUUUUUUUCGACUAAUUAGCCUGUUCGAGGGAGAAGAAUUUGUUUAAACGUGAAUAGAUAGACCGAGCGGAAUAACGAUAUCUUGCGGUGAUCAUUUGUUCCACCAUUUUCUACAAGGCGACAAAACUAAUUUUCAUACAUGCAUAAUUGCUAGCACGCAUGCGCUUGCGUCAACACUCACUCAUGCCCAUGCACGUAUCAACGAAAGCGUGUAUUACUAGGGGUCGGCGUCAGGGUGAUUUUUAAGAACGAUGCGAUGUUUUAUAUAACUUAAUAAACAAGGAUGACGUGUUGUAUUUUUGAUUUUUAAUCUAAAAAGUAACAUAGAACGUAACUACGAAUUAGGUCGAAAAUUAUAUUAUUUGAUUUGGAAAAAAUAAAAUCAAGCGGUCCAUCGUGGAGAAAUUUUCAAUCGACUGCCGAUAACGAAUGUGUUAAGAUAAAUGAUAAGAUAGAAAAAUUCGUGUUCAAAGUAUCUUUAAUGCCUAUUUGACCAUUUAAUACCGGUUUUGAGCCCGGUGUAACAGGAGCAACGAUGAUACAAGGUCGUAAAAUGAAAUCAUGAAAAGGUGACGAUUCAGGGAUCCUUUGUACGGUCCUGGUUUUAGGUUUUAGAUCCUUACACGUACCUCUCUAACGAGCUUUCGGAAUAGAAUUUUGGGUACUUUAACCGCUUCAGCGAUUCUACAAUCUCUCAAGAUUGUCGUCUUCAAACCGCGUAAUACUAAGCAGCUCAGUUUAAAAGUGUUAAGGUUCAGCUUAACACUUUUCAUUUACAGCCACAGUAGUGUUAAAAAAUUCCCUGAAGACCUCUACAUCAAAGGGAAAAGUUCUGUAGCGAAAAGCGAAAAAUCGAAGGGAACUGAAAAACGAACUGAAAAAAUGAAAAAUCGAAGGGAAAAGUUCUGUAGCAUUUUUCGAUGGGAUCAGUAGUUUAGCCACGUUUCUUUGUUGAAAAUUGAAAAAUUGACCAAUCAGCGUGCAGUUUGAGCGGCACGACGCGCGGAGUAGGGGACUACGCGGAAUCGGUAGUCUCCGUUUGCUUGCUCCGCCGUCGCACCUCGAUUCGGGGCGUGGCUCAGCGGCGGCAGAGGAGGGGCUAGUCCCCUACUUCGCGGGUCUUGCCACUCAAGCUGCGCGCUGAUUGGUCCAUUUUCAACAACGAAACCUGGCUAAACUAUUGACCCCAUCGAAAAAUGCUUCAGAACUUUUCGCUUCGAUUUUUCAUGAUCUAUCCAACGGUGUAGAGGUAUUCAGGGAAUUUUUAUAACACCCUGUAUAUUAUCAAAAUCAGAGUAUAACCCAGUGAUGAUAACUAAAUUCGAAUCUGCUACUUUUUUUUCUAUUUUAUUUUAUUUGAAUGAAGGAUAAAAUUAAAUUUGAAAAAAGGUAAGAGCUUUAAAGUCCAAAUCUUAUUUUAUCGACGAAUAGAAUAAGAUAGAAGACGGUGAUUUUAAUUCAUGUCUAAAUGGUUAAGUAGAUAUUAAAAGGUUUGUUUCUGUGUAUGUUUCCUAGCGUAAGUAGCGAAUUGUUUAAAAAAAUAUUUGAGACCAAGAUUUCUAGAGGGAAAGACUGUCAGAUGAUCGGUUGUCGCCAUAUUGGAAAACAGAUUUUUCUUUGCACACGACUUCAAAUCUCUGCGAAAAAAAAAACGACAAACUGUAUUUCUUUUUUCAACAUCUUCACGCAUUGCCCUAAUGUCCGCCCCUGAUACACACUAACACACAUGCAAAGUGAAAAGGGAAACCCACAGAGAGUAGGUUGUUCGACUAGAACCUGAAGAAUGAUUUUGUACACACACACACACACACACACACGCGCGCGCGCGUACACACAAUUUCACAAGAAACGGUCAAAAGCUAGUCAAACAAAUACAAUUUCUAAUUUCUACCACUCUUUAAAUGUGUAUAGAUAUUAUUUGUACAUUAAUUAUGCGCGAUUAACGUAAAAAGGAAAAUGAAAAAUAAAAGGAAAGCAAGAGAGUACGAAGAGAAGAAAUAGAAGGAAACAAAAACGAGUAGAAAGAGGAAAGGAAAGAAGAAAAAAUGUAAGACGACACUUUUACGUCACGCGCGUAAAAAAAUAAUAAUAAUAAAAAAAAGAAAGUUGAAAGACUGCUUCCAAACGGCUUCAGGAAAUUCGUUCAUCGUAAAAUUAUUUGCGUACUGAAACGCAGUAUCUAAAUAAAUAUGCGAUCGAUUAAAAAGAUAGAAAAAAAGGGCAGGACCUGAACUGAAGAAACGCAAAGAAAUAUUAACCGCAUACGAAGCGUACGUGUACGAUGUAGUAGCAAAGAAAAAAGAAAAAAAGAAAA